AUGAAAGAAAACGACGAGCUUACAUCGGCAGAGUUGAGAGAAAAAUUGUCGAAGGAAUGCCAUGUCGAAGUGUCCGCAACCACUGUUCGUCGGGUCAAACGAAAUGUACUUGGUUGGAAAAGCGAAACGGCUCGUUAUUGCCAAUUUGUCCGCGAACCAAAUAAGAUGAAAAGAUUUAUAUUCGCUUCCAAUGCUUUGCUCAACAAGGACACGUUUGAAGACGUGAUAUUUACCGACGAGACAACUGUUCAAAUUGAACAGUAUGCCAAGAUAUGCUUCUAA
Molecule: messenger RNA, 282 nt
Organism: Paramuricea clavata
Lineage: Eukaryota; Metazoa; Cnidaria; Anthozoa; Malacalcyonacea; Plexauridae
Source: the annotation of a GenBank genome assembly